AUGGAGGAGGAAGCAGAGAACCUCCUGGUCAGGGAUCGGGGUUACCUGAGUCCAUCCUCUCGCUCGUACCUUUGUCCCUUGCUGAGCCCACCUUACACCCCCUCGCUCUCCCCCGUAGCAGCGACUGUGGCGGCCGUGCCCCUGGGACUAACUGCCCUGGGCUUCACCGGAACAGGAAUCGCGGCCUCAUCUAUAGCAGCCAAGAUGAUGUCCGCAGCGGCCAUUGCCAACGGGGGUGGCGUUGCCGCGGGCAGCCUGGUGGCCACUCUGCAGUCAGUGGGGGCAGCCGGACUCUCCAUGUCAUCCAACGUCCUCCUGGGCUCUGUAGGCGCUGCUUUCGGGGGCUGGCUGGGGAGUUUAAGAAAGGAGUCACCUCCCUCUCCUCCAGCUGGACCCAAUACUGAAGCAGAGGGGGGACCCCAAGGCGGAGGUGACUCUCCAAAGCCCAGUCCCCCAAACGACAAGCCCUCUGCUCCCCGAAAAUAGUUCAAGGACACAUGAGAAAUAAAGAUGAGAGGCCGUGACCUUU
Tupaia belangeri chinensis (Chinese tree shrew) is the source of this 529-nucleotide messenger RNA. RefSeq names its product interferon alpha-inducible protein 27-like protein 2. Gene Ontology annotation, cellular component: mitochondrial membrane. NCBI's taxonomy places the organism in Eukaryota, Metazoa, Chordata, Mammalia, Scandentia, Tupaiidae. The record is from RefSeq and is a predicted model, not a curated record. Gene Ontology annotation, biological process: intrinsic apoptotic signaling pathway; release of cytochrome c from mitochondria. The coding region runs from base 1 to 486 and encodes 161 amino acids. The transcript has 3 exons.